Dunckerocampus dactyliophorus (ringed pipefish) is the source of this 3389-nucleotide messenger RNA. It is a transcript of the gene arhgap17b, whose product is annotated as Rho GTPase activating protein 17b. Lineage: Eukaryota; Metazoa; Chordata; Actinopteri; Syngnathiformes; Syngnathidae. Gene Ontology annotation, molecular function: GTPase activator activity; protein binding. The transcript is spliced from 20 exons. Gene Ontology annotation, biological process: regulation of actin cytoskeleton organization; positive regulation of GTPase activity; regulation of Rac protein signal transduction. The record is from RefSeq and is a predicted model, not a curated record. Bases 250 to 2631 code for a protein of 793 amino acids. Gene Ontology annotation, cellular component: cytoplasm; cytosol; intracellular anatomical structure.
ACUUCCUCCUUUGUGCUGCACUACCACCUCGCUAGUACGCUGCCUUCACUGACAUGUUGUCAGUUGUUGAAGGGUGACACAAGUCCUUUUCGCGCUUUGGACUUGUUCUGGAAGUUUCUCAGGAGCAGGGAAGAGGAAGGUUUUUGUGCCACAAUGGCUAACGUCACUUUUUGGAACCACGGUCUUUGAAAACUUCUACGGAGGUACUUUUUUUGUUCCAUUAAAGGGGGGACCUAGAGGACGAGAAACAUGAAAAAACAGUUUAACCGUAUGAGGCAACUUGCCAACCAAACAGUCGGAAGGGCUGAGAAGACCGAGGUGCUGAGUGAUGAUCUUCUUCAGAUCGAGAGGCGCAUGGAGCUGGUGCGCUUGAUGUCGCACAGCACACACAAGAAGCUGGCGUCCUGUCUGCAGGGGCAGCCAGGCAUAGACACGGAAAAAAGACAUAAAAAGCUGCCCUUGAAUGCACUUUCCCAGGCCAUGCAAGAGGGCGGCACGCAGUUGGGCUAUGAGAGUCUGAUUGGCAAGAUGAUGGACGUGUGCGGUGAGGCCGAGAGCAAGUUGGCCACGGAACUGAUGGUGCAUGAAGUGCAGAUCGAGAGAGACAUCCUGGAUCCUCUCAACCAGCUUGCCGAGGUUGAGAUCCCUAACAUAUUAAAACAGAGGAAGCAACUCGCCAAACUGGUCCUGGACUAUGACUCUGCCAAGACAAGGUGGGUCCAGGCUUUCAAGUCAAACAACCAGACCAUGGCCGCUAAGGUGGACUCCCUCAAAGACGAGAUGGAUGAGGCACUCAACAAAGUAGAAAUAUGCAAAGACCAGCUAUCGGCAGACAUGUAUAACUUUGCGUCCAAAGAAGGAGAAUAUGCACGCUAUUAUCUCAUGUUAUUAGAGGCCCAGGCUGACUACCACAGAAGGUCUCUGGCAGCUCUGGAGGAAGUUAUACCGACUAUACAAUUACAGCAAGAUUCCUGGACAGAGAAGCCGGCGUUUGGCACAGCCCUGGAGGAGCAUUUGAAGCGGAGUAACCGAGACAUUGCCCUGCCCAUCGAGGCCUGUGUUAUGAUGCUGCUGGAGACUGGGAUGAAGGAAGAGGGUCUGUUCAGAAUAGCAGCUGGAGCUUCAAAGCUAAAAAAGCUGAAAGCCGCCCUGGACUGUUCCACUUCCCAGCUUGAAGAGUUCUACUCCGACCCCCAUGCCGUCGCCGGAGCCCUCAAGUCUUACCUUAGGGAACUUCCUGAACCUCUCAUGACUUUUGGCCUGUAUGACGAGUGGACGCAGGCAUCCAAUGUGUCUGACCCUGACAAGAGACUUCAGGCUUUGUGGGUGACAUGUAACAGUUUGCCAAAGACUCAUAAAGCCAACCUCAGGUACCUGGUGAAGUUUCUGGCCAAACUGGCUCUAGACAGCGACGUCAACAAGAUGACUCCCAGCAACAUCGCCAUCGUCCUGGGACCCAACCUGCUCUGGGCAAAAACAGAAGGGACGCUGGCAGAAAUGGCCGCGGCGACGUCGGUCCACGUGGUCGCCAUCAUCGAGCCCAUCAUCCAGCAUGCCGAUUGGUUCUUUCCUGAUGAGGUGGACUUCAACGUGUCGGGCAUGUUCGCCAAGCCCACCCACCCGUCGACGCCAGACUCCGAGAGGAAACGCCCCGGCGGCGUCGCGGGGCACGACGGGGACAACGCCGCUCCGCCUCCCCGUAAAGACAGCACCGUUAAACAUCCGGAGCCCAGCCCACGUAGAGCCGGCACCGCUAUUAGAAAGCAGCCACAGCAAACCUCACCCACCUUCCAACCCCCACUGGAACCCGCCUCAUUCGAGACGCAGCCCCGAGCGGCAACCCCAGAGGCUGAGCAGCCGGGCUCGGCCGAUGGGGGUCUGGGUGCUGCCGCUGGGGUCCAGGUAGCCAUCGUGCAACCUCAGUGCGUCACCCAGCUCAGCGCAGAGGACAGCAGCCCAGGCCGGGAGCUCACUUCCACCCCACCUCCACAGAGGAAUGGUUCAGUCCAUCUUACAACAGGAACCCCGCACUCCCAGGGAGGGUCCAGGGGGCCCAGUCCUCACAUGGUCCGCAGAGGAACAAAGAAACAGGCGCCAGCUCCGCCCAAGCAAGCCAGUCCCUUCGCAUCUCAGUCCAGCAACCACACACCCGGGCCCGCUCACCACCCACCCAUCACCCCCCGACGCCACCCAGGCAAAGAGAGCCCCAUCCACGCUCCGAGCCACCCUCCGCCGCAGCCGCCUCAAUCGCAACAGGCUGAGCAGGAGCCCUCGCCGCCCAGGACGCCGACCCCGCCGGACACCCCGCCCUACGACGGACCCCACUCCCACCCGCUGUCCGCUUACCACUCCGGAUCACUCCCUCGCCCCGCUCGGCCCGCGCCUAAGCCACGACCCCGACCUAACAUGCCGCCUCCUCCGCAGCCUGCAGUAAGUGACGGUGGCAUCUUCAGCUCCGCCUCCAAGUUCAUCACAGACAGUGGCCUGGUCAUAAAGGGGAUCGGGCGAGCCUGGAUCCCAGAGGUGAUGCUGAGCCAACAAGAGCAGCCCCCUGCUGGUCAAGAACCCGCCCAGAACCAACAACCACCACCGCUUGACCCCAACACGCAGACGGAGAGCACCUGCCUGUGAGCGUCCACUGAGGUCAAGCUAUCAACACUUUAUCGUUGCUAUUUUUAAAUGAGCUCCAGGGGAUGUUUUUGUAGAUUGACGUAGGCAAUCUGCUACCAGUCUGACAACAGGCUUAAAAAAAAAAAAAAAAUUAUUAAGAAUCUAUUAACAAUGAUGUGCAAUUGAAAUAGAAAGGACCAAGAAGUAACCAAAAAAAAUGACAACACGGUGCUGUUUGGCUUUUAUUAUGGUUGGCAUUGACCAAAUCUUGAGGCAAAGUGCAAUACGAAGUACACUUUGUCUUCCACUGGCACAUAUUUGGGGUCUUGCCGUUCUUGGGGUACAAUGACUUUACAUAUAUUUUGAAUCGAUGUUUCACUCUAAAUUUCUUUGAGGAUAUAUUUUGUAUUUUUAAGGGCCUUGUUUAUUUAAAAAUAGCAUUUUCAAUGCUGGUAAAUGACCAAUCCCACUCCAGCGCCUAAGCUUUGACCAAAUAUAUCUAAACCAAUGUGUUCCCCUUCUAUGCAUACCGUUUCUUUGCAGCACUUAUUUUUGUGCAGAUAUGGCAUCCUAAUGUUGCUGCAUCCAUGAUUAAAGAUUGUUCAAGAUGUUACAGUCUUGUCCGCUUUUUUUUGUUGUUUUUUGUGGUUUUAGAUUUUAAAUAGUCUGCUAAUUUAUAAAGUAAAUACCAUAUUUGACCUCCACUUAAAGAAAUGCACGCCACAUCUAAAAAUAGUCAAUUUUUAGUAGUAGAAAAAAUGUCUUAAAAAAUUAAAUGA